This is a messenger RNA of Diabrotica virgifera virgifera (western corn rootworm), 4589 nucleotides long. RefSeq lists its product as uncharacterized. Gene Ontology annotation, biological process: monoatomic ion transport; transmembrane transport. The record is from RefSeq and is a predicted model, not a curated record. Gene Ontology annotation, molecular function: monoatomic ion channel activity; protein-containing complex binding. Gene Ontology annotation, cellular component: membrane. NCBI's taxonomy places the organism in Eukaryota, Metazoa, Arthropoda, Insecta, Coleoptera, Chrysomelidae. The transcript has 23 exons. Bases 109 to 4341 code for a protein of 1410 amino acids.
AACAACGGCAACAGUGGCGGAGGGGGCGGAGGAGGCGGAGGCCACGGCGGCACCGGCGGUGGCCACGGUGGUGGCCAUGUCGGUGGCGGAGGUGGAGGAGGCCAUUUGAUGGUGGCCAAUACGGCGGUGGACGAGGGUAGUUCCGACGAUGCGAAUACGCCGCUACAAUCGCCGAGAUCACAGAACACCAGCAGAGAAGAAGACGAUAGCUCGAAUGCAAACGAAUCCGAUUGCAAGAGUCCGAAUCAAAGAACCAAAUCGAAUCAAAGAUGGAUGAAGCUACGGACCACUGUACAAAUUUCUUCCGCAAUAUCAGCUAAGAAACCACCUUUAAAGAGAGAAGAUUCAUUUUUACAACGCUUUUCCACUAGGCAGAUACCAGAGACGCAAGAAACUGUAGAGGACACCGGCAGCGAAGGAGGUAAAGCAAAUAAUCAUUCAGCUCCACGUCGGCGAAGGAGACACCGAAAACAACCGAGAACCGUCGUUAAUCCCGAUUCGAACUUUUAUUUUUAUUGGUUACUAGUUUUAACAGUGUGUGUUUUGUACAAUCUUUGGACGUUAAUAGUGCGUGAAAGUUUUCCUGAACUUCAGGAAAUGAUUUCAAGUUUUUGGCUAACCUGUGAUUCCAUGAGUGAUUUGGUGUUCAUUUUGGACUUGGCCGUACAACUUCGGACCGGAUAUUUGGAACAAGGGCUGAUGGUGUACGAUUCGAAAAAAUUAGCCUCUCACUACUUACGCUCUCGUGCCUUUUUGCUGGACUUGGCAGCUUUAUGUCCACUUGAUCUUCUCCAAAUUAGGUUAGGAUGGCAUCCGUUACUAAGAUGUCCGAGAUUUUUAAAGGUAUACCGUGCCGUUAAUUAUUAUUAUAUGGUAGAAUCCAGAACUGUUUGGCCGAAUUUAUGGAGAGUGAUAAAUCUAAUUCAUAUUCUUUUGAUACUUGCUCAUUGGUUUGGAUGUUUCUAUUUUUUACUAUCGGAAGCGGAAGGUUUUCGGGGCGAGUGGGUGUAUCCAUAUCGGCCAGGAGACUACGCAACGUUAACACGAAAAUAUUUAGGAUCUUUAUAUUGGUCAACGCUCACUUUAACGACCAUAGGUGAUCUACCAACACCAGAAACCAAUGCCGAAAACAUAGGAUCGGUAGACGGCCCUCGUUCACUGCCUCGAAGAGGGGUCAAAUCACGUCUGUUGCAGUUCAGCACCAAUAACGGGUAUAUUUUUACUAUCGUAAGUUACCUGAUUGGUGUCUUCAUCUUUGCAACAAUUGUAGGACAAGUUGGCAAUGUGAUAACUAACCGAAAUGCUAACAGAUUAGAAUUUGAACGUCUUCUAGAUGGAGCCAAAACUUACAUGAGGCAUCACAAGGUUCCGGGCGGUAUGAAACGAAGAGUUUUAAGGUGGUACGAUUACUCAUGGUCAAGAGGACGUAUACAAGGUGGAGGAGAUAUUAAUACAGCCUUGGGGCUGCUUCCAGAUAAACUUAAAACUGAGCUUGCCUUACAUGUCAAUUUAAGUGUUUUGAAAAAAGUAACUAUAUUCCAAGAGUGCCAACCAGAAUUUUUAAGGGACUUAGUCCUAAAAAUGAAAGCGUAUAUUUUCACACCGGGCGAUUCGAUAUGCAGGAAAGGAGAAGUGGCUCGUGAGAUGUUCAUCAUCGCUGAUGGUAUAUUGGAGGUGAUCAGCGAACACGGAAAAGUCCUAACAACGAUGAAGGCUGGAGACUUUUUUGGAGAAAUCGGAAUAUUAAAUCUGGAUGGAUUAAACAAGAGAACAGCUGACGUAAGAUCGGUGGGAUAUUCGGAGUUGUUUUCCUUGUCCCGUGAAGAUGUUCUGAACGCCAUGAAGGACUACCCGGAAGCUCAGGAGAUUCUUCAAGCUUUAGGUAGGAAGAGGCUGAUGGAGGUAAAAGCGUCAGCGCGUAACCCACCUAACAAAGACCACCAUCACGGACACGGUCAUGGCGCAGAAAAAGGACUCGUCGACAAAAUUAAAAGCGAAGCUAAGGGUUUAAGGAACGCCUUGAAAAAGUCAAAAACUCAUCGCAGGUCAGAGGAGUCUUUGGAACUUCAACCUCUUCAUCCACCAAUGUAUGCUAACAAAGCAUGUCUAAAGAGGAUGUCAAGAGUCAGAUCGCACGAUCUUAGUCAAGAAGAGAGCGACCGAAGGGAUACGAGUGCCUCUGAACCAGCGACUUCGCCAAUAGGAGCUGGUCUUCCACUUCUACAGAGAUUGAAAUUGCUCAAAGAAAAACAAGAUAACGAAGAAAAGGCCAAAAGCAGCAUCUCACCUCCGAUGUUAUCUCCAACGUCUUCCACAAUACGAUCACCACCACCCAUAAGCGAGGAACCCUCCACGGAAGAGACAAUCGGUGCAGGUCUCCCGCUCCUCCAGCGGAUUCUUAUGCUUAAAGCCAAAGAGGAAAAGGCUAGAGCCGGCAAAACAGUCACUAUGACUCCUAAAAGUGUGACGGGGCAGUUGUUUAGCGGAAUGAGCCUGGGAAAAACACCUUCUCAAAAUCAACAAAUGACGCCUUUAUUGAACGCUGUGUCUGGUAGAUCAUCAAUUUCUGGUCCGACGAAAGGCCCUCUGUCAAUGGUUACUUCCAAAGCAGCUGCUCCGGUAAAACUUCUUAACAAUAAAAUAUCUCUAAGGGACAGAAUUAAACUUGCAACAGGUACGAAAGAAAAAGAUGUCAGUAUUAAAGACUCUCUAUUAAAGGAGAGCGAUUCCCCAAGCAAAGACUCUUCUUUAGUUAAGCCAGUGCUAACGCAACCGUCCAGUGACAAUAACCAUUCAGCCGACGACGCGAGUUGUCAGACUGUCAGUGUUAGUGCCGUGAGUGAAAGCACAGUCGCGAGUGAUAGUACAACCCUAACGAACAACCAGACUACAAUUAUGAAAACUGAUAGUGGUGAUAAAAACGAACCUCAUUGGUUGAAGCUCAAAAAAGCGGCCAUUUCGAAAGAUGUGGAUACAAGUUCUGUGACUCUGUCCAAAGAGAGUCCAGAGGAACUUAAAAGUAAGACAGAGACUGAGGUAAUGGUCGCACCGGUGGAAAAGCCUAAACUUAAGCCUAAUCUAUUUUUAACUAGACGAACGAAACAUUAUAGGUCAAUCGACGAUUUAUCUCCUGAAUACGGACCCCUUCCUUUUGUAAAGAAACUUAAAAUUCUCAACGAACGGCAGAAGCUAGAAGAACUCGAACUCGUCAUGAAAACGAGAAGUUUUUCCUUGGAUAUUCCUGAUAACCAAAGUUUCGAUAACGACACUUUGACUAGGUCUCACUCCGAAGGUUCCAGUAUGCAUCACGAACAGCAUCGAACGGACAAAAACUUUUUGACUGCUCCGCUUACAUCAAGCCCUCUACAUUCUUCCAAUGAGUCUAAUGAAACUAUAGAAAGAAGAAACUUAAAAUCCAUAUUAAAGAAGUUGUCCGAAGAUACUAAAGAAAAAGAUGUGAAUGAUGCCGCUAUGCCGGAGAAAAUUGAUUCCACUGAAUUUAAAAGGUUAAUGCGAGCACCAACAAUAGAAGGGUACGCUGCAAGGCAUAGCAAACUAUCAAAAAGUGUAACUUUUAACAGAGACACCCUCCAAAGUCCACCAAAUAGUGCCAAUUUGACAGGAACUCCACACAGCUUAUUUCCUAUUGUCCCUUCACCCUUAGAUAAUGGUUUAGAUUUACCUCAGGAUGAGAAACAAAUGGAAUUAGAAAAAUGUGGAAUCCAGAUCGUGCCUAACAAACCUAAUAACCAAGUAAAAAUUCAUAAAGGUUCCUUAGAAGAUGAACAACAAUAUUUUGCUGAUAUUCUUAUGGCUAUAAAACAAGUGAUGAGUGCACAUCUUCAAGAGAUUCAAGGGAAGUACCAACAGAAAUUCGAAAUGUUAGAAGAGGAAGUAAGAACGAAAGAUGAAAUCAUCACGCAACUCAAAGCACAUAUCUCUGAGUUGGAGAAAACCAACGAAGAUUCUUUCACACCUAGUGAUUCGUUAGAUACAAUAAUUAGUAGAGAAAGGCACUCGUGGGAAGACCCGUCACAUGAUGAACAAGAAGAAUUAGAAGAGCUACCCCGUCCAAUUCAUGCUUGGUCUUCUUCUUCUUCGUUACCUUCACACAACGUAGUUUUGGAUAUAGAUUCAACAACAGACACGGCUGGAGAGACUUCAGAACCCGAAGACACCGAAUGCGAUUCGACAGAAUACGAAAACUCCAGCCAGAAUUGGGAAAUAGAACUUUUAGCUGCACAAAUGAGAAAAAAACGAUCAGCCAGUUUGGAUCACACGAUCAGUAGGCCGUUCAUCAAAAAACGAUUUAUUAAGGGCUCAUCGGUGGACCAUGAUUGAUAUUUAGUUUUAUUAUGUUGUGAUAAGUAUUUAAUUUUCAGCGAAAUUUCGUGGCAAAAGAAAAAGAAAAAAUGUUUAGUAUAAGGUGAUACAAAAGAUAAAAGUAAUAUGAAAUGAAGGAAAGGUCGACUAUAAGUUUAAAUUUUGCCGAUACAUUAAAAUAACUUUUUUGUGGCUUAUACAUUAUUUAUAAUUCAACCAGUUAAAAACUAAACUAGCAUUUUAUAGCUACAUUCUGUUUGUUGGUU